Messenger RNA from Erpetoichthys calabaricus (reedfish), 1356 nucleotides. Its product is annotated as cystine/glutamate transporter-like. The transcript has 12 exons. The record is from RefSeq and is a predicted model, not a curated record. Gene Ontology annotation, cellular component: membrane. The coding region runs from base 1 to 1356 and encodes 451 amino acids. Gene Ontology annotation, biological process: amino acid transmembrane transport. NCBI's taxonomy places the organism in Eukaryota, Metazoa, Chordata, Cladistia, Polypteriformes, Polypteridae. Gene Ontology annotation, molecular function: L-amino acid transmembrane transporter activity.
AUGACUUGUAUGUGUGCAGAGGACACUCCUUCCCAGCAGGCAGUCAUGUCUGGGUAUACAACCCCAAAAGGAGCACUCUGCUAUGCUGAGUUAGGUACAAGCAUUAAGAAGUCUGGCGGCCAUUACAUUUAUCUAUUAGAAACCUUGGGACCCUUGCCAGCAUUUCUUCGGCUCUGGGCAGAAUUUAUCAUGAUCCGACCUGCUGUCUCAUCUGUGGUGGCUUUGGCAUUUGGCCAGUACAUUGCUGAACCUUUCUUCAGCCCCUGUCCAGCACCAGAAGUACUUGUUAAAAUGCUCAGCAUAAUGGGAUUCUCCUUUGUCGUUGCUGUAAACUGCUGGAGUGUGAACUGGACCUCACGAUUACAAAUACUGCUGACAACCAUCAAGAUGGGGGCCUUGGUUUUAAUUAUUGUGCCAGGAGUGAUCAAGCUUUCUUCAGGGCAAACUGAAAAUUUCCACAAAGCCUUUGACACCAGUUCCCUGACACUGGACAAGUUACCUUUGGCUGUUUAUGCAGGACUCUAUGCCUACGCAGGAUGGUUUUAUUUGAAUUUUGUUACUGAAGAAGUCAUCAAUCCCAAAAGAAACAUCCCUCUUUCGAUUAUAUUGUCCAUGGUAACAGUGACGAUUGCUUAUCUGCUGAUGAACAUUUCAUACUACACAGUGAUGACUUCUCAAGAUGUUUUGGAAUCAAAUGCUGUGGCAGUGACUUUUGCUGACAGGGCACUCCAAGGUUUCUCCUCUGUCAUUCCCAUCCUUGUCGCUAUGUCCUGUUUGGGAGCACUGAUGGGAGGCUACUUUGCUGGUCCCAGGAUGCUGUUUUCUGGCUCCAGGGAAGGACAGUGGCCCGUUCUCUUCGCCAUGAUUCACAUUCGAAGGCACACUCCUCUGCCGGCACUGCUUUUAAUGUACCCCAUGGUGGUCUUCAUGAUUUUGGCUGGUGAACUCUUUGGACUUGUAAAUUUUUACAGCUUUUCUCGAUGGUUGUUUAUUGGCCUGACUACUAUGGGCCUCAUGGUUCAUCGAUAUCGAAAUCCCGAUCUUCCACGUCCUUUUAAGGUAUAUCUAUUCGUCCCUGCUGUUUUCACAGUUGUGUGCUUUUUCAUUGUGGGAAUGUCCCUCUACUCUGAUUCAGUCAACACAGGCAUCAGUUUUGCCCUCACACUGACUGGUGUCCCAGUUUAUUUUCUUCUGGUUCAAAAUCAGAGACUGCCCUUAUGCUUCAUCAGAGCUUUUUACACCCUUACUAUGAAGCUGCAGAUUCUCUUGGAAGGUGCAGACCUUCCAGGAGGUGCAGACCUACUAAAUCUUGGGCUGAUCAAAGCUUUUACUGCAAAACUUAAUUCUGCUUUAUAG